Molecule: messenger RNA, 2956 nt
Organism: Oncorhynchus nerka (sockeye salmon)
Lineage: Eukaryota; Metazoa; Chordata; Actinopteri; Salmoniformes; Salmonidae
Gene: nkd2b
Product: NKD inhibitor of WNT signaling pathway 2b
Biological process (GO): negative regulation of Wnt signaling pathway
Cellular component (GO): cytoplasm
Molecular function (GO): calcium ion binding
Source: RefSeq, a predicted model, not a curated record
UUGAGUUGAGCGCCUCCUGCUCUGCGCUACGCGACCGCCAGACGGACACACAUUCUUCCAUUCAGUCAGUCAGUUGGCUUGUCUGACGCGAAAGUGCAAGUCGACUAUAGUCUCCCCUCUCUCGGGAUUUGUUUUGAGAGAAAGAGCGUUGUUUCUGUACAGCAAAAUAAAGCAUGUGUGUAUAUUGAUUAUUUUGAAUGCGCUUGGAGAAAGUUCAAUUAGACUAUUUUCUUGCAAAAACGCGGACACAAUGUGACAAUGUUGACCAGCAGACUGGGUUAUCCAUGACGGAUUGGUAAAGAGCUGUUCAUUAAUCAAGGAAAACGGGACGUAGAAAUGGGGAAACUUCAGUCCAAACAUGCGGGCAAACGUAGAGAGAACCCCGAAGGAGACAGUUUUGUUGUGAACGCUUUCCUCCGAAGAGCGAUGGGGGAAUGUGAGAUGUACAGCUCCUCAGAUCACAAACUGAACAACAUGCAGGAGUUUCCACAUAGUGAGCUGAAGGGGAGACAGCUCUUAGACCAUCACUGUCCCCUAGAGGUGGAUCUCCCUCCAGAGAAGGCUGCUGAGGGCUGUGACAGUUACCUGCAGUCCCCCCACACAGACCCAGGGCCAGACAGGCAGCUACUGAGAGGAGGGGACGCAGGCAAAGCCUCUGGGAAGAAACGCAUCAGCCUGGAUGACCUAGAGUGUGACGUAUCAGUGGAGGAAGAUAAUCGUCAGGAAUGGAUCUUCACCCUCUAUGAUUUUGACAACAGUGGCAAAGUUACUAAAGAGGACAUGUCCAGUCUGAUGCACACCAUCUAUGAUGUGGUGGAUGCCUCGGUCAAUCACUCGUCCUGCCACAGUAAGAGGAAGACCCUACGGGUCAAGCUGACCGUCGCACCAGAGCCCAGUGCUCGCAGGAGAGACCACAUCUCCACUGGACCAGACCGGGAGUCAGGACGCCUUCACCAGGAAGAGGGACGAUCAGCAGACAGACGGCUUUCUUCUCACAUCAGGCCAGCCCUCCCAGGUCAGAGCAGUGAGGGACAGCAUUACUGUGUGGAUGAGAACACUGAGAGGAGGAAUCACUAUCUGGACCUAGCUGGUAUAGAGAACUACACCUCCAGGUUUGAAGGAUCCACCCCUCCCCCGCCCCCGGAGACCCAUGUGCGGGCCUCCCAGUCCCAGAACCGCUCCCGUUCCCAGGAGCCCGAGGCCCAUGCCGCCCAUGCCCACCAGCGCCGCUCGCAAGUCAUCAGUGAGACCUACACCCCUCUAGAAGCCCGGGGUCGGGGCGCGUCACACUUCCUGAAGUCCCCCAGAGGAACAUCUAAAGGAUCCGGCGUCGGAGGGACCAAUGGGGGACUUGAAAGGGCCAAGUCCAGUAAAUACCACGCUGGGGGUCAUUACCCUCCUCAGCCUCCUCCUCUCCAAACCCUGCUGCAUACAGGGAACUCCUCAUCUGGGGGGCAUUACCCUCCUCAGCCUCCUCCUCUCCAGACCCUGCUGCAUACAGGGAACUCCUCAUCUGGGGGUCACGGAGGUCAGGAUGUGUACCACCUCCCCUCCUCCAGCCACCACCAACACCCUCUGCAGCACAGCCACAGCAAACGGCUCCGGGCCAAAGCCAGGGAGGGUCAGGGCCUGUCCCCGUCCAAAACGCCCCUGUCACCUCACUCCAAUCCCCAGCAUCAGCAUCAGGCUCCCCCUCCUCCUUGUCUGGAGAGGGAGAAGGAGAGGGAGCAGGGGUCUGGGCUGCCCGGCAGCCCUGGGUCCUUUGUGUUGCCUCUGGUGCAGCGUCACGAGCACCGACACCACCACGAACACCACCAUCACCACCACUACCACCACCACCACCAGACAUGACCCAAUAGGACGCCAGUCACAGUAACAGUCAGGGACUGAGAGACCUUUAAAGGACCGACUGACCACACACGUCUGUCUGAAGAAAGCCUCAACCUCCUCACCCAAUGGGAAUGUCUCCGCUUCUGUCCUGAGGCUGCCCAAUCUGAGAUGGCACCCUAUUCCCUAUAUAGUGCACCACUUUUGACCAGAGCCCUAUUGGUUAGCCCUAACUCUAACCCUGUAGACGUUUGCCAAAUGUAGUGCACUAUAUAACAAGGUGCCAUUCAGACAGCCCAGGAUCUGAACCCUCCUCCAUUUAGUGCCAGGCAGGCUGCCAGAGCCAGACAGUUUCCCUGAGAUAUCCUGGGAUCAGACACACUGAUGGAAACUGGAGUGUGGCUGACUGCUGUGGUUAUUCCAUUGUAAAGGGUUGCUGAAGACACGGUGGUGCAGUUUUGUAAGACGUUUUCUAUGGCACAGUUCUGAAUCUGAAUCAAAUGAGUUUAAACGUCCUGCUGGACCAAGCUACUCCUCUCUACGCGUGGACCUUCACAAAGGGAGAACAGAUACAGUACAGCUCUAUGUGGACAGAGGUCAGAGGUCAUCAAAAGUGACAUCAUUUCCUCCUUGGUGUUGACCCAUAGAUUUUCUUGUCCCCAGAAGCUAGGUACUGUCUCCUUCAUCCCAAAUGACACACUAUUCGUUUUAUAGUAUACAACCUUUGACCAGGGCUCAUAGGACUCUAGUCUAAAGUAGUGCACUAUUUAGGGAAUAGCGUGACAUUUGGGACACUGCCUCUCCGUGUGUCUUGUGUGUAUGAGAGCUUUCCUCCCAACGGUGUAUCUCAGGUGUUAGGUGCUGCUCCUUAGCUGUUCUCUCUACUACUUCCUCAUUGGAACCGGAACCCUGCUGUUGGGGUUCCAGAACCAGAGGAACAAUAUCAAAUCACCACUGACAGUUUUAAUGCCAGAAAUAUCUAGCUAUGUAAUCAUUCACAUCUAUACAUGUAUACACAUUUUACUGUAAUAAAACUGUAUUUAUAUGCAUGUUAUUUCAUCAUGAAUUAUAAUGAUGCAUAUAUGUCUUUUGUCGUAGAUGUAUUUUAAUAAACAUUAUAUAUACUGUA